UUCAAGGCAGUUUUCACAUUAUGACUGCGCAGACGAUAAAGAAAAAAACCGGAUGCUUCUCAUUAGUGUUUGACCGUGUGUCAUGGGUAAACUGACGGCAUCUUUUAAAAUCAGUGGACACUUGGCGAAAUGAUGACAAAGGUGCAUAAACAACACUUACACGGAACUUUAUGAAGUACACAUCAGUGGAGAGUUAGCAAGGCUGUUGGACUGCACUCGGUCCGCACUAGGCGCAUUUAUUACGUUGAAGCUGUUGGAUGUACUUUUUCUAACGAUCGUUUUUUUAAAAUCUGUUUUUACUUGUAAGUCAUGGAACUAUAUUUUGUUUACUUAUUGACCCUAUUGGUGCUGAUUUUGCCUGGAGAUAUCUGGGGAGCAGGAACGUACGCGACACGAUACGCUCAACAUGUGGAUGAGAGUCAUUCUGUAUCAGCUGCACAGACUGGAUCUAAGGUGACCAGUAGACACAGGAACUGGUGUGCCUACGUAGUAACAAAGACUGUAAGCUGUGUAAUGGAAGAUGGAGUGGAAACGUAUGUGAAACCUGAAUACCAGCGCUGUGCUUGGGGCCAAUGCUCCCAUGUGGUUUUGUAUCGGACUUACAGAAAACCACGGUACAAGGUUGCCUAUAAAAUGGUCACAGAGAUGGAAUGGAAGUGCUGUCACGGCUACUCAGGUGAUGAUUGCAGUGAUGGCAGGGGCAGAACUACUGGUGAAGAAGGGAGAAGUGACAGUGACAAGAUUAGACAACUUGAGGAACAAAUUCACAACCUCCAGUCAACCUUAUACAGCAUGAAUAAGAAAUUACAUGAGGAAUCUCAAAGGGAAGGCAUCAGUGGCAGCAACAAUCUGGCCGACGCUGCCCAGCCAGGGAUGAGGGAGACCAUUCACAGCAUCCAGACCAAGCUGGACAUGCUGGACAACAUGACACAGGUCCAUGACAGAACCCUCACCAGCAUCAACAACCACCUUGUGGGCGGCAAUGGAAUUGGAAAUGAGUUGGACAGUCGCUAUGGCACUCUUAAAGAGGAGAUUCUGAGGGAGCUGGAAUGGCGGGUGACACUGUCUUGCUCGUCAUGCCAAACCGGAGUGGAGAGCAUUCAAAGACAACAGCAGGAAGACCAAGAGAGGAUCCGAGCACUGGAGAAGCACAUUAGUGUGAUGGAGCAGCACCACCAACAAACUGUAGAUUUGCUCAAGAAGGAGCUAUCACACUAUCAGCGUUGCUGUGAUUCCCUGAGCGAUCUGGACAGGAGGCUUGGUGCCACUGAGAGAAAGGUCAGUUCAACUGCAGAGACGUAUGAUAUCCUUAGAGAGCGUCUUGAGAAAGAGCUGGGAGGAUCAGGCAAUGGCAAUGGCAGUCGAGGAAAAGCGCUUGAUGAAAAACUGAACAGCCGUCUUAGAGAACUGGAGAGGAGACUGAAUGGGACUGUGAGAAAAACCGAGCAAAAAUGCUCCCAUACUGAGACAAGUAUGAAGGAGUUUGUCCAGCGAGAGAUUGGCCAGAUUAAGAACUCUGUCCUCAGUCGAAACGACGAUCAUAUUUAUAGAAUAUCUACUGUGGAGAUUGAUGUCCAAGACUUGAAGCGUUUCAUUAACGAUCACAAAAAUGAUCUGGAAAGGUUGGGGAACAAAACAACUGAUCUUGACAGCAGGCUCAAGUCGGCGAUUAAUUUGUGCACAGAGACGUGCGGUCCAAAAGGGAGUGAGACAGCAGAUACUGUGAAAACUCUCGAAUGGAAGGUUGUUGCCAAUGAGGAGAACAUUAAGAGGUUUGACACCAAACUAAAGGAUUUAAGUGUGUCUGGUGACUCUUUAUUGGACCGUAUUAUAGAUCUCAGCCAUGACGUUCAAAAAAUUAAGGAUCUGACAGGACAUAAUGGAGAGCACUUUAACCAAAUCGUCACCGAUGUGAAGAAUAGGUUACGUGAUUGUGACAUAUGCAAUUCGAUAGAUGAGGAACUUCGAAAAAUAAGAAACUUAACCAGCCAUGCUUUUAACACGUUCCAGGGAGAACUUACAGAUUUGCGCAGAAAGGUAUAUUCAGAUGAGUAUGCUUGCUCUCAGGUAUGCUCAAACCUCCAGGAGGAAGUGGGCAAACUGAAAGAAGAGGUAGAGAAAUGCACAGGCCAAUGCGUGAUCAGCAUGGCUGACCAUCAGAGGAACAUAGAUAAUCAAAAUACGAUCACUCGCAAGCUUGGCAAAGACCUCAAGUCCAUUCAGGGUGAGCUCAUAGGGGUAAUCCAAACGUUCAGCUCCAUCAAUGACACUCUGAAAGGCCUCAGGAAUACCAUACAGGGACAUGGCAACUCUAUUUCUGAUCUGGACUCGUCUAAGGAAAGAAUUUACUCAGAGUUAGAUCAGAUACAGGAUGAUUUGAACAAGCACAAAGAAGACAGUAAAGUGCGUUUCGAUGGCAUCAGUAGAUUUAACAGCAAUUUGAAGACUGAAAUGGGAGAAUGCAAACUUUCUCGAGAAGGGCUGGAUAAGAGGCUCUCGAAGAUGGAAGAUGUCUGCGGUAGACUGGAUUCCAUGUCAGUAAACCUUCAGAUAAUCAAAGAUGGCCUGAACAAACACGUCUCUGGGCUUUGGACAUGUGUUAAUGACCUAAACUCCACAGUUAUCUCUCACGGUGAGGCCAUCGACAGCAUUCAGAAUUUUCACUUAGAGAACAUUCACGGCAAAAUGAACAACCUCAACUCUUCCAUACUGCAUGUUCUCAAGGAGUUCCAGAGCUUCACUGAACAGGACUUUACUGGAUCUCCUGGACCACCUGGUUCUCAAGGAGAGAAAGGAUCCAAAGGACCACCUGGGCCACGAGGACCUCCAGGCAGAGAAGGACCACAAGGGAGAGUGGGGCAAAUAGGACCCCCAGGCCUCAGAGGUGAACAAGGACCUCCUGGAGAGGAUGCAAACGUCCCAAGACUGUCAUUCUCAGCAGCACUCACACGACCGCAACCCAAUGCAGGCACUAUUGUCUUCAACAAGGUCUUUGUCAAUGAAAGAAAGGCCUACAAUCCAAAGACAGGUAUGUUCACUGCACCUGUGAAGGGGCGAUACUUCUUCAGUGCAGUCCUGACAGGUCACAAAAAUGUCAAGAUCGAGGCAGUCUUGUCUAAAUCCAAUUAUGGAAUUGCCCGUGGAGAUUCAGCAGGCUAUCAGCCUGAGGGUCUUGAGAAACCCAUGGCAGAGGCACGGCACACUCCUGGCUCCCUGGUCAUCUUCAACAUCAUACUUCCUCUGCAGGAGGGAGAUAAUGUCUGCAUUGAUCUGGUCACAGGUAAACUUGCCCAUUCUGUGGAGCCCCUUACAAUCUUCAGUGGAAUGUUGCUCUAUGAAGAAACAGACGACAGAUUGUGAGACCCAUCUGAGACUCUUUGUGAGGACAAUGUCAGAUGUAAAAAUUUGUAUCUGGACACAAUACCUUUUUUGAAGAACAGUAUUCAGUGUUGAAUAAGGUUUAUGAUACAAAUUAUAUAUGCAGGUUUAUUUUAUAACAGGCCAUAAGGAAACAAGAUGGAUAUAUUUUUGAUUAUGAUAUAUAUGAUUAUGUUUUUUUACACUUACAUUGGCAAAUCAUAUAUUUUCAUAUAAUGUAUGUGAGCAGCAAUGUUUGCUUAUAUUACAAUGCAAUUGAGGACGGCAAAGAUCUUUCUAAAAAAACUACCACAUCCAUGUUACUUGUUGCCCCAGAAGAGAUCAGAAUGACUGGACUCAAGUUUACAUAAUUAUCUAAUAAACUAAAAAUCUUUAUUUGAUCUGACCCUACAAACCUUCAUCAUAGUAGUUAUCUGAAUGUAUAAAGAUACUGUGUGGUUGUCAGCAGUGCGUUGCUAGACCCUUGAAAUACCCAUAUGCCCCAGUAAACAUUACUGAAAAACAAUUGUAUGAGAAUGGAAAUUGCCAUUUACUGACAUGAUAAUCAUUUUGCCUGAUAAUAUUUCAGCAAUCAUGUUGUGUGUUCUAUCAGCUAUUUAGGAUCAUAUGUCAGAUUCAGAAAGUAAGCACUCUUGAUCUAACUGGUCAAAUGGUUCUAAAUUGAUUUUUGAUUCAUUCAGACAGUUCGCUCAUACACUGAAUAAUUUGCAGCAGUUUCUCAAACCGAAAAAGAAAACAAAAAGAUCACUGGAUGAGGUGGAUAUUUACCUACAAUACAUUGUAAGAAACAAAGCUUGCAAAUGUCUUUUAACAUUUAUCAGUGAUUAAACAGCACAUGCAACUUGUGAAUAACUCUGUAAAGAUAUUUUAUGAUAUAUAUAACAGUAAAAAAAAAAAAAAAAGUAGGCAGUGCUGUGCAUAAUAUAGUGUAUUCACAUGCACAAUACAGUGUGUUUACAUUACUUCCCAAGUAAAUCAAUAAAUACAUGGAUUUUUUUUUUUUUACAUUUGUAGAGAAGAAUGAGAAACGGAACAUGAGAAUAGAUACAGUAUGUGGGAAAUACCUUUCAGAAGCAGGCCAUUUUGUUGUUGUUUUGUGAGUUUGAAAAGGUUUUAUCAACUAAGAACUUCAGGAUCUUUAGUAAAAAACAAACUAUUCUGUAUGUAGAUGUUGUGAUAACCAAUCUUGCCAGUAACUGAGAAAAGACUGCGAGAAAUCCAAGCUAAUCCUAGAAAAUUAGACUAUAUAUACACAACACAAAACACAAAAACCAUGGCCAACAUAUUGUAUGUGAAAAGCAUAAUAUAAUGAAUUUUUUUGAAACAUCACACCAUGUAUACCAUUAUCCCCUUCUACUUUCAAGCUUCACUAAAAUACACCUCAAGAAGAAGGAAUCCAGAGACCAUGAAAAUAUAUAGAUCCGUAUGUACUGUUGGUGUGGUUUCAUUUAAAAAAAUAUGUUUUUCCCCUCAAAGGCUCCAUUCAGGUUUUUUAAAGAUGGAUACAAUAAAUAUUACACAUAUUUUCUAUUAUUUCCCAUUUCCUCACUGUGUUAUAUUUGCAGCACAUUUCUUAACUUAAUCUCCAAAUUUGGAAAAGUAACUAUAAAAGGAUGGAUUCAAAUAAAGCAGGCUGUGCAGAGAGGGACAUUUUUAGACAUGCCAGAGGCUAUAGUUCAGGAAUCUUCUGUAACCCAUUCUCUGGUGACUCUUCCAAAGAAAACCAUGAAAGCUGUUUGUGCUAGAUGCAGAAAAGAUUUCAUCCUGGCUAUCUUUUUUUUGUCAAUGGAUUUUUUUUGUCUCUUUGGACCGCAGAUGUUCUCUAAAUAGCAGAUGUUCUCUAAAUAGACUAACAGCUCAGAAUCUGUAUCUUUGCCAAACAUGUAUUUGCAUGACCUUAGCUGUCUUGGUGGUCUAUGCCUAAUGUUUUCUUUAAUACAAAGGGAUUUAAAUGGACUUUAAAGGACUUUACACUGAGUCUAGUACUGUGAGAUCAAACCUGGCCCACUCAGUCACUUUUAUCCCUCAGAAGAGAGAAAUUCCUUAAAGCGUCUUUAUAAAUAUUACUUCUGAAUGUUUCAUUUUGCAGUAAGACAGCUGAUUUGCUCAAUUUGCAAUUGGGACCAGGUUAUAUCAGCUGCCCAGGCAUAACCUGAACCAUUUUUUCAAAUCUAAUAUUUUUAAGUUUCAUCUCAUUUCUCACUACAGGCAUUACAAAACAGUAUUAUAAUUAUGCAAAUAAAGUGUAUCUGACUGCUGUGCAAUCCAAACAGUCCUCAAAUUAUU
Molecule: messenger RNA, 5664 nt
Organism: Sinocyclocheilus grahami
Lineage: Eukaryota; Metazoa; Chordata; Actinopteri; Cypriniformes; Cyprinidae
Product: EMILIN-1-like
Exons: 8
Coding region: 310-3360 (1016 amino acids)
Molecular function (GO): protein binding
Source: RefSeq, a predicted model, not a curated record